Messenger RNA from Paramuricea clavata, 1194 nucleotides. The record is from the annotation of a GenBank genome assembly. NCBI's taxonomy places the organism in Eukaryota, Metazoa, Cnidaria, Anthozoa, Malacalcyonacea, Plexauridae.
GCGCUGUAGUUGAUGAAUCGAUUCAAUUGCGAUUCUUCAAUCCAAAUUUUACCAUCUCAGCAGACGAUCUUCGCGAUCUAAUAGCAAAUGCCAACCUACCAAGUUUGGGAUACAGAAAAAUCACUGAAAGGAAGACUGAAACAGAUUUUGAAACAGGUUUGUUCGAUCAUUAUGUUCCAAAUGGCAUCCUUAUUUUGCAAUGGGACUAAUAUUUAACCAACAGAAAGAUAUUCAGCACUAAUUUGCUUAGUGGCACUAACGGGCUGUCCCAGACAUCGCAAGAUUUUGAUCGUUCGAGUCCAGUUCUAGUUUUCAUAGUUCGGGUUUUGAUUGGCAGUUUAAGUUUUCGCUAGCUCGUGGCAAAAGGUAUAACACGAAGGUCCAAAUAUGGAUCUCUCGUCAAUCAGUCGGAAGGUUAGCUCCAUUUACGUUGUGUUAUUUCUCGGAAAGGUUGCAGUAUUAUAGGGUUCCUUUCAUCCCGAAUAUUGGUCUCACAUAUAUUUAAUAUCUCUAUUCUAUAUAAUAAAAUGUAAAAAAAAGAAAAUAUGUAAAAAUGAUAAUAAAUUAUGAUACAUUCUGAAAUUAUUUUGACGUCACGUCAGCCACCAACCCCCCCCCCCCCCCCCCCCCCGACAACGAUCUUGGAAAGCUAACACGGAAAAUAUUUUUGACCAUGCGGGCACAAUGGGAAAAGGUCAGAAAAAUUUCUUUGUGCCCCCUAAUUUUUCCCUUCCCGCACGCUUAUGCCUAACAUUGCUAUUAAUCCACAAUCACAUUUAUUUUUCCUUUCAUUACAAUUCCCGCUCCAAAUACACGUGAUUAUGAAAUCUUGCUUCCUGCAAUACUUGUCGUGGCCUUUCACCUUACACAGUUGUCGAUCGGCUUUUUUCCAAUCAGGUUUCCCAGUCUUCCAAGAAACAGUGAGAUUCUUGAAAGAAAUGCCCUGUGGUGAGGUCCCGAAUAGUGAGAAGAUGUUAGACCAGUUGUUUCCGGGAGCGUUUGGUAAAGACGUAACAAACAAAAUGAGAUUUGAAUUCCAAGAAAGAAAAAUUUCAAAAUUCAAGAUUUGUCUUGCCGGGAUAGAAUUCCAUUUCAAAAAAUGCAAGUUCGGAAGGAGAUUAAGGCGUGGCGCAAGAGGUCCGAAAAGGUAUUGCGAUGGAUGUGGUGUAUGUGACAUUGCGAUUGUCAAAGAUG